Aspergillus homomorphus CBS 101889 is the source of this 973-nucleotide messenger RNA. Its product is annotated as SGNH/GDSL hydrolase family protein. The record is from RefSeq and is a predicted model, not a curated record. The transcript is spliced from 5 exons. NCBI's taxonomy places the organism in Eukaryota, Fungi, Ascomycota, Eurotiomycetes, Eurotiales, Aspergillaceae. The coding region runs from base 156 to 938 and encodes 260 amino acids.
GAGAAUCUGAGAGGACCCAUAUUUGUCAAUUUGCUUAGUUAGUAGCUGGAGCGCGGUGUUAUCGUUAUCGCAAGUCAGCUUGAGCCUCUCAUUUGUGUCGGUUUCAAUCCCUAGAAACUCGCUCAGGAGCAAUACUGUGGACCAUUAUCAGCAUCAUGUCGAACGGAGUCACAUCGAACGGGCACGAGGCGGCCUACAAGCCGUACGAUCAGAUCCUCCUGUUCGGCGAUUCCAUCACGGAGUUUGGUAGCAAUCAGGAAUUGGGCUUUGGGUUUCACGCCGCAUUGCAGCAUGCAUACAGUCGCCGCUUCGACGUGGUGAACCGUGGUUUAGCCGGCUAUGCCACCUGCCACGCGAUCAAAGUAGUAUCUCAAUGCAUCCCUUCUCCGGAGCGAGCCACCGUUCGUCUGAUGACCCUCUGGUUCGGCGCCAACGACUCCUGCCUCCCGGCCUUCUCGCAAUACGUGCCCGUGGAGCAAUACAAGGAGAACCUCAAACGCAUCAUCCAGCAUCCGGCCACGGUCGCGCAGAACCCGCGCAUCCUCAUCAUCACCCCGCCGCCCAUCAACGAAUACCAGCUGGAGUUCUUCGACAAGGGCAAGGGGAACCCGCACCCGACGCGGACGAAUCAGAACGCCAAACUCUACGCACAGGGCGCCCGCGACCUCGCAGCUUCGCUGGGGGUGCCGGUCGUGGAUGUCUGGACUGCGUUCAUGACGGCCGUUGGAUGGAAAGAGGGCCAGCCGUUGGUGGGGUCCAGGGAGUUGCCGAACGAUGAGAAGUUCGCCAGCUUGUUUACGGAUGGAUUGCAUUUGUCCGGGGAGGGGUAUCGCAUUGUUUAUGAUGUGCUGAUGAAGACCAUCGAGGAGAAUUGGCCGGAUCUGGCACCGCAGAAUAUCCCCAUGAUUUUCCCUCCUUGGCCUCAGGCGCCCAGGUGAGAUGAGCUGGUCAUGCGGGGAGAUGGGUGUAUAUA